AUGGUUGGUGGGUCUGGACUUACGUUUACCCCACAAAAUACAACUGCAGCCCCUGGUGAUACCAUCACAUUUAUGUGGGCGGGUACUACGCCGCACAGUGUUAUUCAAUCAGACGCACCAGCUGGUAACUGCAACAAAUCCGCAACUUUAGCUCCUUACUAUCCCGUAAACAGUGUAGCUGGUUUCAAUGUAACAUACACCGUCAAUGCUACUCCACCAGUAAUCUGGUACUUCUGUGGCGUACCUGGUCACUGCCAAGGUGGUAUGUGGGGUACCAUAAAACUUGCUACUGCUACUAAUGGUACCGCUGGAUCCCCAACCGGAGGAGCUACUCCCGCUUCCUCGGGUAGUCCAACUGGUGGUGACACUGGUAAAGGUGGUAAAGGUGGUAACGGUGGUAACGCAUCACCUUCUGGUACUACUGGUACUGAGGCAUCUGGCACAGCAAAACCUGCUUCAAGUGCUAGCAAAGGAGAAAUUAGUGGUGCUUUAAUUAUCGGUUCUGGACUUUUAAUGUAUAUUGCAGGCCAUCUUUUGUAA
This is a messenger RNA of Dentiscutata erythropus, 540 nucleotides long. NCBI's taxonomy places the organism in Eukaryota, Fungi, Glomeromycota, Glomeromycetes, Diversisporales, Gigasporaceae. The record is from the annotation of a GenBank genome assembly.